Messenger RNA from Cydia splendana, 454 nucleotides. RefSeq names its product ras-specific guanine nucleotide-releasing factor 1-like. The record is from RefSeq and is a predicted model, not a curated record. NCBI's taxonomy places the organism in Eukaryota, Metazoa, Arthropoda, Insecta, Lepidoptera, Tortricidae. Gene Ontology annotation, biological process: endosome organization; retrograde transport, endosome to Golgi; receptor recycling. The coding region runs from base 20 to 454 and encodes 144 amino acids. The transcript has 4 exons. Gene Ontology annotation, cellular component: trans-Golgi network; recycling endosome; early endosome.
CUCAUUUGUCCCCAGAUCCAUGAUGCUGAGCCCCAAGAUCCAGCGCUCCAUCCGCGUGAAUGAUGGCCAGCUCAUCGCUCUCUCCGAGCGGGCCCAGUACGACCACAUACAGGCUGGGUACCUCCACAAACGGAGCUCCGACAACACAAAAUGGCAGGUCCGAUGGUUUGUGCUCUACCAGAACUUGCUGUUCUACUACGAGUCGGAAAACAACAGUCGACCAACAGGGGUCCUUCUUCUGGAGGGCUCUUACUGCGAACGCCUCAGCAAGCCGCUAGAGCGGGCCCCUGUGGGGUUUUGCUUCACCAUCACCUACCGUCGCGAGAGUCAGCGGCAGUAUGAGCUGCGCGCCGCUUCGGAGACCGACUGCGUGCACUGGGUCGACGCUAUACGAGAGGCCAGGUUAGUUUUGCUUCACCAUCACCUACCGUCGCGAGAGUCAGCGGCAGUAUGA